AAAACCAAUCCCAGUCACAUGAAUCCCAAAGCCGGCCAUAGAAAUCAAUCAAACCAUAUAGACCUAGAGAGAGAGAGAGAGAGAGAGAGAGAGAGAUCAUGAAAGGCAAACAUUGGGAGGGAAAGGAUCAUCACGCAAACACCCUGUUUGCCAACAUGCGUCAAAACCCUAAUUUCCAGCACCACAACCACCACCAACCACCACAACAUCAACCUCUCAAUCCCCACCAUCACCACCACCUCAAUCUCCACCACUUCCAAGCCUCCAAAGAACAAGAAGAACAAACCGACACCCACACCACCACCACAACAACUACCAAAGACCCACCAACCGCCGCCGCCAGCGAUGGCGCCACAAUCGAAAUCCCCCGCCGCCCCCGCGGCCGCCCGCCCGGCUCCAAAAACAAACCCAAACCACCCCUCAUCAUAACCUGCCUCCAACCCGAACCGAACGCCAUGAACCCUUACAUCCUCGAAGUCCCCACCGGCCUGGACCUAAUCCACUCCAUCACUCAAUUCUCCAAGAAACGCAACACGGCAAUCCGCGUCCUCUCGGCCACCGGCGCCGUCUCCAACGUCACCCUCCGUCAGCCCGCCGUCGUCUCCGCCGCCGUCACCUUCCACGGCCGCUUCGACUUGCUCUCCCUGUCCGCCACCGUUUUCCCCUCGCCGCCGCCGACGUCGUUUUCACGGGGUAAUAUUCACGAGUUCUGUAUCACGUUGGGGGGCCCGGGAGGGCAGGUGGUCGGGGGGACGGUGGUGGGGCCUUUGUACGCGGCGGCGACGGUUUAUGUGGUUGCGGCGUCGUUUAAUAACCCGUCGUUUCACCGGCUACCGGUGGAAGAGGAGGAGGGGGAAUUGAAGAGUUGUGGGGAUGGGGAGGAUAAUGAGGGGAGGUCGUCGCCGCCGGUGGGGCACGGCGGCAGAGACGGUGGUCAUGCGGUGGCUGCGGCGGCGGGGGAAAGUUGUGGUGCGGUGUCGUUUUAUGGCGGGGGUCAGUUGGGUUCGGAUCAGGUGAUAUGGGCACCUGCUGCUAGAGUACCACUACCUCCGCCUCCACCUCCCUACUGAUUGAAUAUUUCUCUCUCCUUAAGUUGAUUGAAUAUUUCUCUCUCUUAAUUUUCUAGUGUUUAAGCCCUUCGAUGAUCAAGUUGUUUUGGUUUAAUUAGGUUUGUUUCUUCUAACUUCAACAGCAAUUCAUGUAAAAUGCACCACAAAACCCUAGAGGUUUGCCCGAUCGAGUGGGCAUGAUACAGCAACUAAAGGGUUUGCUCUUCAAACCUGCAAAAUCGAAUUUGACGGAAGCUGUACGAAGCAAGCCUCAGCACCACUGAAAGUUUGCGCGGUAAUUAAUUUCAGGAUCACAAAAUUAGUUGAGAUAUAAGGAAACGAGCUCGCGCGGACUCCCGAUUGUCAGAAGAAAAUGUAAAAUGCUCCCCGAAGUAGUUAGGUUCAUGUUCAUACGGUAGUUUCUCAUCGGAGUUCAAAUCUCUGUAAUUGUUUUCUUCAUACUAAACAUACUCAUUGUGAUCA
Molecule: messenger RNA, 1532 nt
Organism: Rhododendron vialii
Lineage: Eukaryota; Viridiplantae; Streptophyta; Magnoliopsida; Ericales; Ericaceae
Product: AT-hook motif nuclear-localized protein 17-like
Exons: 1
Coding region: 99-1070 (323 amino acids)
Cellular component (GO): nucleus
Molecular function (GO): minor groove of adenine-thymine-rich DNA binding; DNA-binding transcription factor activity
Source: RefSeq, a predicted model, not a curated record